Molecule: messenger RNA, 1119 nt
Organism: Ipomoea nil (Japanese morning glory)
Lineage: Eukaryota; Viridiplantae; Streptophyta; Magnoliopsida; Solanales; Convolvulaceae
Product: protein DOWNY MILDEW RESISTANCE 6
Exons: 4
Coding region: 95-1108 (337 amino acids)
Source: RefSeq, a predicted model, not a curated record
UAAAAGGAAGAUAAUACCACUAUGAUUCACACCAAAGAUUCAGCUGCACAAUCGAUAACUCUAUAAUCUUUUAAGCUUCCGGUGACCGGAUUCUAUGACUACACAACUUCUCUUCAGUGGAACCCCAUAUUCCACCCUUCCCCAGAAAUAUAUCCGCCCGGAAUCCGAAAGGCCAAAGCUGUCGGAAGUAACCACCUGCGACGAUGUUCCGGUCAUUGAUUUAGGCUGCGGGGACAGAAGCUUUAUUGUCCGACAAAUAGGCGAUGCCUGCCGCCAUUACGGAUUCUUCCAGGUAAUAAACCAUGGGGUUCCAAAGAAAGUAAUAGAGGAUAUGUUAAAGGUAGCCCAUGAGUUCUUCAACCUAUCGGUGGAGGAGAAGAUGAAGCUCUACUCCGACGACCCAUCAAAGACCAUGCGACUAUCCACUAGCUUUAAUGUUAAAAAGGAGACCGUUCAUAACUGGAGAGACUAUCUCAGACUUCACUGUUAUCCUCUUCAAAAAUAUGCUCCUGAAUGGCCUUCCAAUCCCCCUACUCUCAGGGAUGUGGUUAAAAUUUACGUGACGGAAGUUCGACAGGUGGGAUUCAAAAUAGAGGAAGCCAUAUCAGAAAGCUUAGGGCUGGACCCACAAUGUUUCAAGAACGUGCUGGGCGAGCAAGGUCAACACAUGGCGGUCAACUUCUACCCGCCAUGCCCCGAACCCGAAUUGACGUACGGGUUACCCGCUCACACCGACCCGAAUGCGCUCACCAUUCUUCUUCAAGACUUGCAGGUCGCCGGCCUUCAGGUCCUCAAGGACGGCAAGUGGUUGGCCGUCAAACCCCGCCCGGAUGCUUUCGUCAUCAACAUCGGCGACCAACUCCAGGCUCUCAGCAACGGGAAGUAUAAGAGUGUGUGGCAUAGAGCUAUAGUGAAUACAGAUAAACCACGAAUGUCGGUGGCUUCCUUUCUCUGCCCCGGCGAGGACGCCGUGAUCAGCGCCCCUAAACCACUCCUCGACGACGAAUCACCGGCAGUGUAUCGGGACUUUACAUAUCCAGAGUAUUACAGUAAGUUCUGGAGCAGGAACCUGAAUCAAGAACACUGUUUGGAACACUUUAAGAACUAGUUGGCGCUAAA